AUGCUACAAGAAGAUUCAAGUGAUGACAAAUUACCCAUGACUGGACGAUUGACACCCAUAGGUGGGGCUUCAUCAGAUACAGAAUACGGCAAAAGUGCCAACGAAGAAUUUUAUGAAAAAGUCGAAUUACUUGAAGAACACGAACGAUUAAACGCAUCACUUUCUGCAUUAACUCGCCAUUUUGCUCAUGUACAGUUGCGCCUUCAACAAGUUGUUUCUGCACCAACAGCUGAAGAUCGUGAAAAUUUACUUAUAGAACUACAUGAAUUUGCAUCAAGUGGCAUACCUGAUGUUAUGUGUCGAUCAUCGAUGUAUACAAAUGAUCGUACGAACGAAGAAUUAAUUGAAAAUGAAAAAUUACGUGAAAAAGAAUUUAUUAGCGAAUUAAAACAAAAACUCGACGAAUUAGAACGUUAUGCAGCUGCGUCUGGUUCAUUAGAAGGUGUACCGACAUCUGUAACAAUGGAAAAACAACGUGUACUAAUUGAUCAAUUGCGUACAAAACUUGAUUUACAAUUAGAUGAUGCUUCGGUUUCAAAACUUUCAGCCGAAGAAUUAAGAAAACUUGUCGAUCAAGCUAUUCAUCAGUUAACUAAUCCAGUAAAACUAAAAGAAAAUUUAAUAACACAAAUGCGAACUCAAAUAAACGAUCUAGAAAAAUUUAUCGAAUUUCUUAAAGCUGAUUCAGCUGCAGCCGCUGCUACUUCAUUACCUCCUACAUUAAACGAUAAGAAAAGUAGCGAAUCAUCAAAAUCUACACCUACGAAAUCAAACCCGACAACUACAGCAAGUCCAUUGAAAAUGCGUCAACCAACAAGUAAAUUAUCUUCUGACAGUCAAGCAAAUUUUUCUCAAACGAUGAAAAAAGUUCUUAUACUUACUCAACUAUAUACAUUCUUAUUGUUAACAUGUGGCACACGGUCUAUGCAAAAAAAAGCAAACCAACCGGCACCGACUAUGAAAAAAGAUGUUGUAGCUAAAAAACAUUAUGGUGAUCUUCUGGCAAAGCUCGAAGUCGCCAUUGAAAAAGUUAUUAAUGUCGUACGAUCAGCAAAUGCAUAUGCAAGACAUAGUCAUACUUAUUUGAAUAAUGACAAUGAUGAUAAUUCAUCAUCAAUUACAACAAGCGAUAAUGAAGAAGAAGAUUAUGACCAAAAUAUAGUUGUUCUAGCUGUUCGACAAGAUCUUAUACCAGCCCUACGUGAAUUAAUUGAACAUGGUCUUUAUGAAACGAAUUAUUCAACAAGUUUAGCCGUUUGGGGUUGUUUUUCUACGAGAGCUAAUUAUGCAACUGCGAAUGAUACAAUGCAUGCUUGGAAAUUAUUCUUGAAAUAUUACGAAAUGAAACAUGGGAAUGAAUUUGCUAAUAGUCCAGCUCGUAAACUUUCCGAGUCGUUUUCUUUAGAUGUUAUUGGUGGCAAGCCGAUUACCUUAAAACAGUGUCUACUAAGUGGUAUCGAUAAUAUAGUUAAAUUACAUGAGAAGCAUAAUAAAUCAAUGGACAGCUGUUUUAAAUCAUUUGUAUGUUUUGCGUUAAAUGAGAAGAAGCUUGUUUCAUUUCUACGUAUUAUUCUCAAGACGAUGCCAUUAGUAGAGAAUUAUUAUCAACCUUGGAGUUAUACGAAAAAAACAGGUUUUAAUGAUGCACUGCAUUCGUUGGAUCGUUUGAAAUCAAUUGAUUUUCGUUUACCAAUAAAUAUAUCUGUUCGUCGCUUUAUGAAUAAUAAAGAUCUAAUUGAAUAA
Molecule: messenger RNA, 1743 nt
Organism: Rotaria socialis
Lineage: Eukaryota; Metazoa; Rotifera; Eurotatoria; Philodinida; Philodinidae
Source: the annotation of a GenBank genome assembly